This is a messenger RNA of Fusarium venenatum, 615 nucleotides long. RefSeq lists its product as uncharacterized. The record is from RefSeq and is a predicted model, not a curated record. NCBI's taxonomy places the organism in Eukaryota, Fungi, Ascomycota, Sordariomycetes, Hypocreales, Nectriaceae.
AUGCUCUUCGCAAUGUUCUUCGUCUUUUUCCGGGUUCUUCAGAUUAUCACUCUGAUCCCGUGUAUGGGUAUGCUCGCCUGGUUCGUUGAUGGAUUCGUCAAGCAGAAUGCCUUGACACCCGACUCUAUCCUCAUCCUCUUCAUCGUCUCGGUUCUCGCUCUCGCCUGGGCAAUCUUCACCCUCUUCAGCUACCACCGCUCCUCGACAAACGCCCACUUUGUCGCCUUUGUUGAUGCCCUCUUCUUCGGCGCCUUCAUCGCUGCCGUCUACUACCUUCGCUACGUCCAAAACACCGACUGCGUCAGCAUCCGCCGCUCAGACGAUUGGGAUGUCUCUGCUGGCAAUGUUCGUGUCAUUGGCCCCAGCUACGACCUCGUCAACAACAAGCCCUGCUCCAUGCUCAAGGCUUGCUGGGCCUUUGGCAUCAUGAACGUCAUCUUUUUCGCCAUCACCUCAGUCGUCGCUUUCCUGCACGGUGGACACAUGAGCGCUUAUAACCGCAGCCACUCCCGUCGAUCUUACCACUCCAGCCGUCACAGCCACCGAAGCCACUCUCGCUCUGGCUCUCGUCACAGCAGCCGUAGCCGCCCUCACUCUCGCCGUGUCUACGUCUAA